This is a messenger RNA of Bursaphelenchus xylophilus (pine wood nematode), 3241 nucleotides long. The record is from the annotation of a GenBank genome assembly. Lineage: Eukaryota; Metazoa; Nematoda; Chromadorea; Rhabditida; Aphelenchoididae.
AUGGCCGGAACGAGUAAAGAAAUGACGGUUGUAGGAGAAAAUGAAGAACUCGAGGAUCACCCAAUCGAUAGAUUAAUUGAUUUGGCCACGGAAAAUCCGAAGUUGGGAGCUGUUGAGCUUUGUCUCCUGCAGUCAAACUGUUUGAAAGAGUAAGUGAAGAGUUCUGUCUUUUCCUACGAUUUAGGUUUCCAACGGAUUUUGGAGAAGAGUCUGAGGGUUAUCAAGAUGCUUACGGCGAGGUUCAGAAGUUAUUCAUCCAAGUUUCUAACUUAAAAGUGGCUGCAGACCCUGCAGUUCAAUGUAAAAUCAACUCGGAUGUAUAUUAUUGGCUAUUUCUAAUUAAACGACUUGUUCCACAGAUCUUCGAGAAAAAUCAGAAGAGUUUGACAAAAAUUAUUCGACUAACUUUGGACGGAUUGGUAUUUCAACUAGCUCAUGAGGAAUAUGACGAUUUUGAACGGUAGGGUUCAUAUUUUCUUUACUGUUUUGUGUUUUAGAUGUGCGGUAGUUGUAACUCACAUAUUGCGCGAUCUGGAGCCAUACGCAAAGAGUGCUGCGAUUUUCUUGGCCAUCCACAACAUCGUGUCAAGUAAGAAGAAAAAGGCGAAGCAAGUGUACUUUGAAUGGGCCAAGGAUGCUCCGCAAUCCACGAGUAUUCUUAUUCUUGAAGUUCUUUGGAAAUUGCAUGAUCUGGGACUGGAAGCAUGGAAAACGAGUAAGAAAAAUAUAAUUUAUAUUGUGCAUGAGUGUAUUUUCUUUCAUAAUAUCUGUUUUCUUGCUUCCAGGGCAAGAAAUUGAUAUACUGGAUGUUGGGCGUCUGAUGAGAUUCUCCUUUGAAGCGAAGCGCGACAGAAUUUUAGACAUCUGCCAAGAGAAUUUGAUAAAGAUUUUGAAGAAGUCCAGUUUCGAUUGCUUUAUUUAUCUCCGAGAUCUGUUCUACCGAUUGGGAUUGCCAUCGAAGCAUCCCUUUUCUCUGGCGGUAUCGGCCGUGAUUCUGAGGAAAUGGGCUUGUUUUGAACCGAUGGAACCAUUGGGAAGGGAGAUCAUCAACACAGUAAUCGAUGGAAAGGUAAACUAAAACUACUAAUUGAUCACAAUUAUUGUUACAGGAAGAAGUAGUCGAGGUGUAUUAUGAGAUCCUCUUCGAAUUCCUCCGAGAUUCACAUAGAUGCAUUGACGAAGAGAAAUUAAAAAAAAUUCUGGACCAUUUGUGUAAAAAUAUCGAUGAAACCAUAUCUCAUCCAUGGCGAUUCAAGCUUUUCAAUCUCUUCUUCACACUUAGGGAUACCCAAAUUCCAGUUCCUGCGAGUGUAAGUUGUUUGCAAAAGUUCAGAAUAUUGUAGUAUAUUUGAUGAUCUAAUUUUUAAGAUUCUUUUCCUUUUCAGUUUGCCAUAAAUUCUGUUCUCCCCCGGUACGACGAAUUCAAGAAAGACCCAGCUUUGGGACCACUAUUUAUCCAAUUAAAACACCUCUGCCAUCUUGUUUUACAACAACGAGAGAGGCUUUUACAGGUAGCUGGAAGCAAAUUCAAGGGGAAGAGCAAGGCGCAGAAGGCGCUUACAGCCCUGAAACCGGGAUUGGGUAGGUUUCAACUGGAUUUUCAAUUUUAUACAGGAAAUGUAAUAUUAGACCAAAAAGGUUCUCAAAUGUUACAGUAACCCACAAUUAAACGCAAAACUUUUGGGCUGAGCCGGGGAUCGAUCCCGGGACCUCUCGCACCCUAAGCGAGAAUCAUACCACUAGACCACUCAGCCGACGUUCAGCUUGCUCUUAUCCACCGAUCUGCUUCUCGGGAUUCUUUGUCAAUGGAGAGUAGCUUUGAAAACGUUUUGCGAAAUGAAAAAGAAAAGAAUAAUUGGUUCAAAAAAGAAAUCCUUCGAAUGGUCAGCUCUUUCCGAGCGUGGCUGAGUGGUCUAGUGGUAUGAUUCUCGCUUAGGGUGCGAGAGGUCCCGGGAUCGAUCCCCGGCUCAGCCCAGAAUUUUUGAUUUGGUGAUCUGCAUACUUGUUUCUACCGUAGUUACAUUAUUUUUUCUUUUUAGGCUCUCUUUUGUCCAGUACUUACAUUGAAGACAAGAAAAAGGAACAGCAGAAAGAAGGCGAGCAAAGCGAAGAACCAGAAAGUUCAAAGGUGGAAGAGCUCUUCAAGGGCAUCAAAGUGGAUGAGGAAGUUGUUUUAAGCAGCGAUGAAGAAGAGGUGAAGGUUCUCGAAGUCAAACGGAAGAAGAUAAGUAGUGGGAUUGAGGUGAUCGGAGAGAAAAAACCGAAAGUUGCAAUUGUUGAUGAUUUGAACAAGAUCCUCGUCCAUCAAGAGGAGGACGCCAAAAUUGAAGAGAAUUCCGAGGUAAGAAGAAUUAUAAUGAUUCAUUUAAUACCAUAUUUUUUAGGUACCUAUCGAAAUUGAUGGUGACGAGGAAGAAAUUUAUGUUGAAGAAGAAGAUGACGACGAAGUAGUGACCUUUUUGGAUAUGGAGAUGCCAAAGAGGAGGGCUAAAGAGAUCUUCCAGACCACGUUCGGGACAACGGAAGUCAUCCCCGGCAGGCUCAAAGUGCGGCUUGACCCAUUGAAACCCAAGGAAAUUGAGGUAAGAACGGCUCUUUAUACUGAAGACGAGCGAUAGGUUAUGAUGAUUGAGUAGUUUUUAGCGGUUUGGUAGUUUACAAAAUUAUAGAAAAAAAUUUGGCAAAAAAUUGGAAAAAGUAUUCUUGGGCUGAGCCGGGGAUCGAUCCCGGGACCUCUCGCACCCUAAGCGAGAAUCAUACCACUAGACCACUCAGCCACGCUUCAAACAAGCCUUUUUCCACGAAUGGGUUUCGGAGGCUUUCGAAGAAAGAAACGAACGCAAACUGGUUUUGGAUUUGUUUUAUAAGAACUGGGGAGAUAAUCAGUUCUUUGUGGUUUCGAAAAGUUUAUUGCAAUCGAUGUAAAUGUGUCAUUUUUCGCAUUUUUUUCUUUUGUAAAAUUUUUGACGGCUUUAUGUCAAGUGUAAUUUAAUUUUAAUUUCAGGACGGCACAACCAAUGUUAUGGAAAACCGCUCGAAUCCGCAGUUGGAAAAGAGGAUCCGCGAUAUCUUCGAUCCGGUAAAUUCCGAAAGAGAGAUUGCAAAAGUGGCCAAUGAAUUAAAUAUCCGCGAAGAAGAUCUGACUGGGGACUACAAUAUUGGAGAAGAGGACCCCGAAUUCAUCAAAGAAACAGCCAAUCAGAUUGCGGAGAUGUUCAAACAGCAGAUGGGAUUCAAAUAA